CAUAUCUAUUUACAUCCUAUAUUUUCUCUGUACAAAUUUAACGAUGUGUGUCCCGUGCUAUAAAGCAAUGGUGAAUGUAAUUACUAUACUUUUCUUGGUGGUCAACUACGGUAGUAUGUGAAUGAUGCAAAAAUACCACAAACCUUGGGGAGGAAAAGAAAAAGAUGAAAAGCGUUUUACCUUAAAACGAGUGAAAAUUAAAAGGAUACGUAAUAAAUACACAAGUACUAAUUGAUUAGAUAAGAAACACGAGAGUCCCUCGGUGUUGAAAGAAAAGCCAAAGAUAAAGCCCACGCGAAAGAACAAGAGAAGAGCAAGGAAACAAGGAACCACAAUAAGAGGGGCUUUGGACUGAUUCGUUUUGAUCGCAUCUCCUUCUCUUUCUCCCAUAUGCUUCAAAAAAAGCAUUUAGCAUAGCAAUCAAGGCAGGCCAAGCAAGCAAUUGUAAAAGAGAUAUAAAUAAAGCAAAAGUUUUCUUAGGCGGAAAUAAAGUGCGGUGCACCAUGGUCAUACGUUGGUGUUCUUGAUAAUGGGGUUAGCUGCUUCUUCUCCAACAUAAAAGAAAUUCAACUCCCUAUUUCUUCUCUCUCUCUCUCAAGAAUCAAAUAAAGUUUCUUUCUUGUUAUUCAAUACUUGUUUCUCAUUCUUUUUCACUUCUUGAUAUUUCCUUUGGUUGGUCAUUGAAAAAGACCUCCAUAUUUUGGGGCAUCUUCUUCUCCUUCAUGCCAUUUAUGUGUUUGCCUUAAUUAGGCCUUCCUUUCUCACCACUUUCUUUUACCAAUCAAAAUCUUUCUCUUCAUUGCCAUCACAAUUUCAAUAUACAUAUCUUCAACUUGACACCCUUUCUCCAUAUAUCUAUCUAUAUCUACCAUUCUGCUUUGAUCAUAUACUUCAUUCUUUAUGGCUGUUCAAGCUCAAUACCCAUCAAAUGUUCACUUUUUUAACAGAACUGUACAAGAACGAAAGAAUCCACUUGUCAACGAUGAUUAUUCGUUGCAACCUCAACCUGGUGGAGGAUCAAUUCUUGAUCACACAGAAAUGUUAUUCAAUCCAGUAGUUGGCUCUAAUCAUUCGUGUAAAAGAAAAAGAGAAAUUUCCACCACCACUGGUACAACGGUAGCAAUGAAUCCAUUAAUGUCGAUGCAAUCUCAGCCACAACUCAUUGACCUCACUCAGCUCCAUACACAUCAACCAAAUGUUGUAUCCACCGGCCUCCGUUUAGCUUCCGGAGAACAGCUACAACAACAACAGCAGCACCAAUUACAACAACAGUAUCAGAAGCAGCAGCAGCAGCAACAACAACAACACUCUCUUUCUCCUCAAUCUUCUCAAUCAUCAGCCUUCUAUUCCAUAUUAACUGAAGACAUGUCCACUAUUAUCAAACAGCAACGCGAUGAAAUUGAACAAUUCCUCCAUGUUCAGAGAGAACAAUUGAGACGGACAUUAGAGGAGAAAAGGCGGACACACUAUCGUGCACUCCUUGUAACCGCCGAGGAAACAAUAGCACGACAACUAAAGGAAAAGGAAGCCGAGGUAGAAAAAGCUGUCGGGCGCAACGCGGAGUUAGAGGCGCGUGCAGGGCAGCUGAACGCAGAGGCGCAAGCGUGGCAGCAAAAGGCGAGGACGGAGGAAUACACCGCCGCGACGCUGCAGGCACAGCUGCAGCAGGCCAUGAUCAACGGCGGCGGCGGCGGUGCGUGCAAUGCACACGUCCUGGACGAAGCUGAGGAUGCUGAGUCGGGUUAUAUUGACCCGGACCGAGUUGUUGAGUCGACCGGGCCGAGUUGCAAAGGUUGUCGGAAGCGAGUUGCCUCAGUGGUGCUAUUGCCGUGUAGGCAUUUGUGUGUUUGUACAGAUUGUGAUGCUGUCGUUCAAACUUGUCCACUCUGUCACUCCAUCAGAAGCUCAAGUGUUGAGGUGUUUUUUUGUUAGGAAGCCCAAUUCUUGGCCCAUGUUCGUUGCAGCCCAGGCCCAAGAAUUAUGAACUAAGAACGUGAUGUAUGCAAGGAUUUGGAGUUAAAAAGAAAGAAAAACAAAUUAAAAGAAAACUUAAAUAAAUAAUAUUGAUAUAUAUAAUUAUUUAUCGCUUUCUUCAAAAGUUCUUGUCUUUUACUCUCCGCCUGGGUUUUUUUCCUUUUUUUUUUCCGUCAAGACACAAAUUUCUUUGUUCUAUUUUUCUUUUGGCAUAGAGGUGCAAAAAACCUUGGAGGUGAUGUACAUUGUGAAAUGGAGAGGCAUUAUAAUUUCAAAUUCAUUCAUAAAUUCUUUUAUGCUGUCA
Molecule: messenger RNA, 2278 nt
Organism: Lycium barbarum (goji berry)
Lineage: Eukaryota; Viridiplantae; Streptophyta; Magnoliopsida; Solanales; Solanaceae
Product: BOI-related E3 ubiquitin-protein ligase 1-like
Exons: 4
Coding region: 901-1932 (343 amino acids)
Molecular function (GO): ubiquitin-protein transferase activity
Source: RefSeq, a predicted model, not a curated record